Molecule: messenger RNA, 171 nt
Organism: Colletotrichum destructivum
Lineage: Eukaryota; Fungi; Ascomycota; Sordariomycetes; Glomerellales; Glomerellaceae
Exons: 2
Coding region: 1-171 (56 amino acids)
Source: RefSeq, a predicted model, not a curated record
AUGGCCUUCUUUCGUGACGGAUCCGCCCUUGACGACGGCGGCGACCAGCAGUUCCAGAACCUCAUCUGCCACGACUCGGCCCACCCCGUCUGCGACCUCGGCCGAUUCCGCCCCGCUUACGCCGGCUUGCACGGAAACCCCGACAGUGACCGUCGCGCCGUCAUCCCUUGA